AGGUAGAAAAAGCGGCGGUGCAGCGUUGUAAGAACCAUCACAUUAAUUACAUACUUAACCAAAAAGAGGGUAGUUUAGUAAAUUUGAAAGAACUGCGCUCAUCUGCUCUGUACCUGCAAAAUUAAAGAAGGGGAUUGUAGUUGUGUGAAAGAGAAGAAGAAUGAACAAGAUUAAAAAUCAGCAGAAUUCCGUAUUCCUCGCAUAAUUCUUCUCAAAAUUCAAAAAAUUUAAAAAAAAAAAAAAAGUCUUUUUGUUGCUAUUAAAAUUCCUUCUUCUCCUGAUCCAAGAUUUCUCUUUUCUUUAUCUUUACUCUACGAAUAAGCUCGCGGCCAAUAACACCUGAAUAAAACGUCUCCGUUUUUAUCGCACGCUUCCAUUCCGGAAAAAUCUUACGACUUUCUUCAGGUCCAUUCCAGAUUUUUCAAUUUUUUCUUAUACUUUUUUCUCUUUUUCCUCGGGAUUUCAAAUCCAUUGAAAACGAAUUGCAAAGAUUUUCGAGCUUUUUUCUUUUUCUUCUUCUUCUUUCUUUUCUCUUUUUCUUAUGGUUUUGUUCCUGGAGGAUCUUUAAGGAGUUAAUAACUCUGUUGUUAAUGCAGUAAUAUUGACUUACUUUUGGAUGAUUGAAGAAUAUAGGUUGCGGAUUUUGCAUUGUUUCUACGUGUUAAUUUUGAUCGUGGAAUUCAAGAUUGCAGCUGCCAGCGAGUUGAUUGAUUAAAUAUUCCAGUAUUUUGUUUGUGCUUUGUUGGUCAUUUUUCACAAGUGGGUUUCAACUAAGGAAAUCCAUUAUUAUUAGUGUUGAAUAUUAAGGUUUUAUUUUAGAUUUUCAAUUCCACAUGUACUAUAUUUCCUUAUAGAGUCUACUCAAUCUGGAAAGUAAAAAGAAAGAAAGCCAUGACUCUGGAUUCACCAAAGGGAGUACUUGGAUUUGUGGCAUUCCCACGGUCACUUUCUUCAAUGGCUGUCUCAGUAGGGGGCCUAGCCAUUUUCUUGAUUCUUGCUUCUUUGCUUCUUGUUUCUUACCCCAUAGGUUCCACGGUUCAUGGGUAUUUUUACGGUGUUGAUAAUAGUUCUAAUGAUAAAUUGGUGUUGCCUGUCUUUCCUGAUAAUACCAAAAAUAUCCUUGAUAGUAAUGAAGAUUUGAUUAGUAAGAAUUCUCCUUCUGGAUCUAGUUUAGAAGUACCUAUUAGUUCUAGUGGUGUUAAUGAUAGCGUAGAGGUCAGUGAUAAGAAUUCUGAGCCUAAUCUGCAACUUAAAGAGCAGGCUGAGGAGAAGAGUAGUUCAGUUGCUUCCGGUGCUAAAGAAAAUGCCUUGUCUGAUACUUCUGGCAUUGUAGAUAAAGAAUUAGAAGAAAAUAUCCCAGUUAUUGCUUCUCCAGAUUCCAAGUCAGAGGCUAAUUCACUUAUUUCUGACGUCUCCAGCAAUGUAACCAAGACUACUUCUGAUGAUUCAGAUUGUGAUCUGUACCAUGGGAGUUGGUUUUAUGAUUCUCUAGGACCAUUAUAUACAAACAACACAUGCCCAGUCCUGACACAGAUGCAGAACUGCCAGGGGAAUGGGAGGCCUGAUAAGGAAUAUGAGAACUGGCGUUGGAAGCCCUCUCAAUGUGAGCUUCCACGAUUUGAUGCCAAGAAGUUUCUGGAAUUGAUGAGAGGCAAGACUCUAGCUUUCAUUGGUGAUUCUGUUGCUCGGAACCAGAUGGAAUCAAUGUUGUGCCUUCUCUGGCAGGUAGAAGUUCCAAAAAACCGGGGAAACAAAAGAAUGCAACGGUAUUUCUUCAGGUCAACGUCUACCAUGAUUGUUCGAAUAUGGUCGUCUUGGCUUGUCCAUAAAUCAUCGGAGCCAAUUGACUUUGCUCCAGAGGGUGUUGUCAAGCUCCACCUUGAUGCCCCAGAUGAGGAUUUCAUGGAAUACAUCCGAAAUUUUGAUGUGAUAGUUCUUUCAUCUGGCCAUUGGUUUGCCAAGCAAUCAGUCUAUGUCUUGAACAAUGAGAUUGUGGGAGGACAGUUGUGGUGGCCAGACAAGUCUCAUCCAAUGAAGAUUAAUAAUGUUGAAGCAUUUGGGAUAUCUACAGAGACAAUUCUCACUUCUAUUGUUACCCAUCCAAAUUACACCGGACUGACCAUUCUGCGGUCUUAUUCACCUGAUCAUUAUGAAGGUGGGGCCUGGAAUACUGGAGGAUCAUGCACUGGGAAGGUGAAACCUCUUGCACCGGGAGAAUUGGUGGAAAAUGGAUUUACGGAAAUAAUGCAUGCGAAGCAGGUAACAGCUUUUGAUCGUGCGUUUAAGAAGGCAACGAAUAAAUCAAAGUUGAGGUUGUUGGAUAUCACGGAACCUUUUGGUUAUCGUCACGAUGGGCAUCCAGGUCCAUACCGCAGCCCUGAUCCAAAUAAAAUCACAAAACGUGGACCAGAUGGAAGGCCCCCACCGCAGGAUUGUUUACACUGGUGCAUGCCUGGUCCAGUUGACACCUGGAAUGAGUUUGUGCUUGAAACAAUAAGGAGAGAAUUCGAGACCAAAGAAAGCUCUUCAUCUUGAGAUUAUUUUGUUUUUGUUGCUUAAUAGCCUUCAGACAUUUGAUUCCGCAAUUGAAAAUAUAGCUUGUCUAGUGAGGUUCGAUUUAUUGUAGAUUCAAAGGUUAGCCUAGUUCCUUAUGUUUUUUAAAAUUUUUCAGGAGGGGGAUUGUGGAGAUGGCAUCUGUUGCAAUGUCUCGGGAAACAGUGGGUAGGUGGUGUAUGUAGUCCUCCAUUUUUUAUUUUUUUGGUUCAAAUAUCAGGAUGCAGUUAAUAUUUACUUGUAGAGAAAAUAGUGAUAUUUAUUCAUUAGUGUUCUUCCAUAAUUUUAUAAAGAAUAAAAAGUUUUCUUGGA
Molecule: messenger RNA, 2865 nt
Organism: Ricinus communis (castor bean)
Lineage: Eukaryota; Viridiplantae; Streptophyta; Magnoliopsida; Malpighiales; Euphorbiaceae
Product: protein YLS7
Exons: 4
Coding region: 892-2535 (547 amino acids)
Cellular component (GO): Golgi apparatus
Molecular function (GO): O-acetyltransferase activity
Source: RefSeq, a predicted model, not a curated record